Molecule: messenger RNA, 662 nt
Organism: Helianthus annuus (common sunflower)
Lineage: Eukaryota; Viridiplantae; Streptophyta; Magnoliopsida; Asterales; Asteraceae
Product: ethylene-responsive transcription factor 1B
Exons: 1
Coding region: 1-642 (213 amino acids)
Biological process (GO): regulation of DNA-templated transcription; ethylene-activated signaling pathway
Molecular function (GO): DNA binding; DNA-binding transcription factor activity
Source: RefSeq, a predicted model, not a curated record
AUGCAUUCUUCUCAUUCCCACCACUCGCCGGAAACAUCCACCGGCUCUUCACCGGAGUUUUCCAACUCCGACACCACCCUUUUUCACUCAACCAACUUCCUCCCUUUCAACGAAAACGAUUCAGAAGAAAUGCUUCUUUUCGGCAUUCUAACAAAAGGCUUCGAAUUCGACAACACAUCUUCGGACGAAGUAACCUCAAGAGAUGUGAAAACACCCUCCAAGAUCACUUCAUUUAGAGGCGUUAGACGACGGCCAUGGGGAAAGUUUGCAGCCGAGAUAAGGGAUUCGACGAGGAACGGGGUGAGGGUAUGGUUAGGUACGUUUGAUAGUGCCGAAGCAGCCGCUUUGGCUUAUGAUCAAGCGGCUUUAUCGAUGCGAGGUUCUUCGGCCAUAUUGAAUUUUCCGGUGGAGAGGGUGAGGGAAUCUUUAAAUGAGGUUAUGGGUGGCGAACGGGCGGUUGAAUGCGGUGGUUCGCCGGCAAUGGUGGUGAAGAAGAGGCAUUCAAUGAGGAUGAGGGAUGGUGGUAAGAAGAGGAGAAGAGAUAGAGGAGAAAAGAAGGUGGAGAAUGUGGUGGUGUUUGAGGAUUUAGGGGUUGAGUAUUUGGAAGAGUUGUUGACUUCUUCUAUAGAAAACAAGAGUUAAGGUUGUAUUUUGUUUGUCUU